Neomonachus schauinslandi (Hawaiian monk seal) is the source of this 1133-nucleotide messenger RNA. Its product is annotated as protein CD300H-like. The transcript has 5 exons. Gene Ontology annotation, molecular function: transmembrane signaling receptor activity. Lineage: Eukaryota; Metazoa; Chordata; Mammalia; Carnivora; Phocidae. Bases 139 to 1098 code for a protein of 319 amino acids. The record is from RefSeq and is a predicted model, not a curated record. Gene Ontology annotation, cellular component: plasma membrane.
UCCAGUGUGACUCCAUUGUGUGGGGCGAGUGUGGACAGCGAGAGGAGCAGCUGUGGGCUGAGGAAGGGAGACAGCAAUCCCAAUCCAGUCCUGGACCAGGAGCUGUCCUGUCAUCAGGACUGAGAGGAGACUGGCUGGAUGAAGAAGCAAAGAGGCCUGGGAAAACAGAAGUGGGCCGUGGAGACUGGACCCUCUGUGAGGAGGCUUAAAAUUGUCCCCCCUCAGGGCCCUGGCAUUGCUGUGGGUGACGUCUGUGCUGCAGACAUGACCCCGAGGGAUGGGAGGCCAUGGCUGCCUGUAGCUCUGCUCUUUCUGCAGGGCCCAGGCUGUUGGUGUCUGAGUGGCCCCACGUCCGUGACGGGCACCGUGGGGGGAUCCCUGAGCGUGCAGUGUCAGUACGAGGAGAAAUUCAGAGAGAUUGCCAAAUACUGGUGCAAGAGCCCAUGUGUGUGGAGUACUGUAAAGACCAAGGAGGCAGACAGAGAAGUGAGGAACGGCCGUGUGUCCAUCAGGGACCAUCCCGCCAACCUCACCUUCACAGUGACCUUGGAGAGCCUCACAGAGGAUGAUGCAGGAACAUACCGGUGUGGGAUCGAUACAUCAUCAGGACUGCCAGGAUUUGUGUUCGACCACACCUUCCGUGUUGUGGUGUCUGUGACCCCAGGCCCCAGCUCCGUGAGGCCCACCAGCAUCCCAGGUCUUCACAGGACCCAGCCAGCCCCCACGUGGGGCACCGCGACUCUGCAGGAGACCCCCAAUCCCAGACAAUAUCUUGGGCCCUCGCUAGAGAGUCAUCCUGCUGACGACCAGGCCCCUAAGGGAGCAGAGAGGUCCCUGCUCGGCAGCGUCCACUUCCUGCUCCUCAUUCUCCUGAAGGUGCCCCUGUUUCUGAUUAUGCUCAGUGCCGUCCUCUGGGUCAACAGGCCUCAGUGGGCAGUUUGUGGGACACAGAGUCGGCCUGAUGAAGACAACCUGCGGCCCUCCUUGAGCAUCGAUAUCCUGUCCAGAGACACCGCCACUCAGACUAGAGGAGGAAGAACUGCUGGCCCCAAACCUACCUCUUCCCACCUAUUGCCAAAAACUGGUAAAAAUAAAUAAAUAAAUACUUGAAUAAAGCAAUGAAAUACAUCACA